Molecule: messenger RNA, 3789 nt
Organism: Lachancea dasiensis
Lineage: Eukaryota; Fungi; Ascomycota; Saccharomycetes; Saccharomycetales; Saccharomycetaceae
Source: the annotation of a GenBank genome assembly
AUGGCAGGACUGAAUUUCUUUCGCAGAAAGAAAACGAAAUCAGACGCUAAAAAAGGGAAAGUAACCGACAAGCAGCAUGGGGUAUCAUCAGAAAGCGCCGGGAGGCACGGCGUAGCACGGAGGACAGUUAGGGAUCGAUCAGUGUCCAAUCUGCAGGCGGAGCGCGACACAGGUGGGGUUUCCAAGCCUUCUAAAAAUCCUUCAAACCGUAGUUUCAAGAAUUACUCGGAAAAAAAACGACGAAGUCCCCCGUCUGAGAAACUGAAGCAUCGUACAUCUGAGAUUGUAAAGUCCAAACUAGGUCAUUUAAACUCCAGUCUUGAUAGUUCCAAGGAAGGUAGCGAAAAUAAUAAAGCAAAGGGCGAAUCUCCAAAUAACUCUUACACCAAUUUGGCAUUUCAUCCAGCAAGUUCUCAAACAGUCGACGGACAAACCAUUACAAAUCCUGAAUCUGGAGCUAGCGGUCUCGGAGGUCAACAGGAAGACUCUGGUGGUUUUUUCACUAGCAUCUUUUCCGCUGCACAUUCAGCAGCGAAUCAUCUUCUAAACAAAUCCAGUGGAAAGCUGUCAUCUUCGGAGCCCGAAGUUAAAACCAUACCCGAGAACCAACUGGAUCUGAAACAGGAAUCUCAAGAACAAAACCCCAACUCAUCAUUUUUGCAACAUUUGGACUUUUUGCUAUCUCCGGGACCUGUGAGCCAAAACCCCGAUUCUAGUACCUUCUUGUCACCCAGUUCUAAUUUGAACACACAGACAAAGUCUUCACUUGGAAUUUCUUUAAGUAGACAAUAUUCUGGCAUAUCUGGUACCGCGAGUAUUGCUGCAGGUGAGAAUGAUGGCACGUCGGUUGCUGAGACAGAUUUGAUAUCUUCGGCGGAGGGAAUUCAUUUCCGUUCGCGUAAGGGAGAGUCUACCAUAGCUACUCUGGGUAGGGGUAAUUUGACAUUGGAUGCCCUCGCGGGCGCGAACUCUGAUGAUACUCCGCUGGAUGCGGGUUCAUCGAGGGAGAGUAGUGCCGCAGAACAAGUGUCACCUGCUCAGCACGGCAAUUCCGUUAAUGAUCAAAGACAGAGAGGAAAAACACUUAAUGCAAUUGAUCUUGGCGGAGUGCCUUUAAAUGGUCCAAAUUUCACGGUGGCACUUUCACCUGCCGUCAGUGAUCCUGGUGGGCAUGGAAAUAAGUCGAAGGUUGUUCGGGGUGUUGAACCUCCUCAAGUUGAUGCUAUGAGCCAGCGCAACAACGAUGUGUUAGAGAACGAUCGCAGUUUUGUAAGACCCCAAAAUGUUAACCAAUUGACGCUGAGAACUAUUCCUUCUAAAGGUAUCAGAAAUUCUAUGCAAAGGAUGAGGUCUCUGAGUUUGGGAGGCGAGCGCCAAAUUCCAUCUCCUUCCGUUUCUUCUGAUGAGGAGCUGUCAAAGUCGGGUGAGAAAAAUAAGAGGAAUCGGCGCCUUUCAGCUCACAUCUCUGAAAGGAAGAUGGAUGAAUUUCAUACCUUGUUUAGGGAGUCAGGUGUUACUCAAGGUGAGAAAUUACUGGCCGACUACAGUUGCGCGCUUUCGCGAGAUAUUUUGCUGCAGGGCCGAAUGUACAUUUCGGCAGAACAUGUUUGCUUUAAUUCUAGCAUUUUGGGAUGGGUUACAAAUGUUGUCAUUCCAUUCAAGGAAAUAGUGCAAAUUGAAAAAAGAUCUACAGCGGGUAUAUUUCCUAACGGGAUAAUAUUUCAAACCCUGCACUCGAAGUAUAUAUUUGCAUCGCUACUCUCUCGAGAUGCAACAUUUGACUACAUCACGAACAUAUGGAAUGAAACGGUUUCGGGCACAGGACGCAACAAGUCUUCGAACAGUUAUCUUGAGAGCUCUUCUCUAAGGUCUAGCAAUAUUGGUUUGGACUCCAGCUUCGAUAGUAAAAUUCAACAGGAUCACCAAACAAUAUCAGAUCAAUUUUCUAGCGAUGAAGAAACAUCAGAGGAGGAAUACACAGAAGAAACGUCCGCUGCGGAGAGCGAUUUGGGUGAUUCUUCUUCUGAGAUCGCCAAUGGAGAAUUUCGGAUUGGCAAAAAAUCGAAGAUUUCUACCCUGGGGCCAACACAGCAUGCACCCACUUCAGAAAAUCUUCCAACUGCUAAUGAUGAGAGAGUUGUUGCCGAAACUGUCCUCGAAGCGCCUUUAGGUAAGGUGGUCAAUAUUUUGUUUGGCGACGAUGUUUCUUUCAUUAGAAGAAUCUUACAAGCUCAAAAGAACUAUGAGAUUUCAAAAAUUCCUGGCCUCAUAUCUUCUAAGGAAAGGACGUUCUCGUACACAAAACCAUUAGGUGGUUCGAUCGGACCGAGUAAAACCAGUUGUGAAAUAACAGAAACGCUUGAACAUUACGAUUUAGACGAUUAUGUUAAAGCUGUUCAAGUAUCCAAAACACCGGACGUACCCUCUGGAAAUGCCUUUGUCGUCAAAUCUACACUAUAUUUGUCAUGGGCGCCUCGAAAUUGCACAAAACUAAUCGUUCUCGUGGCGGUAGAUUGGGUAGGCAAGAGUUGGCUCAAGACUGCGAUUGAGAAGGGCACCUUUGACGGUGUUACUGGCACCACAAAGAUAAUGAUCGAAGAAAUAAAUAAGAUAAUCCACAAGGAAGAGGGAAGUUCAACGACUAGUCCAACAACUGGAGGGGAAAGCGAAGGCUGGAAUUUACCGUCAAAAGGGCCCCAGGAACAUGACAAGACAGAGCCAGGUUACACUAAGGAGGAUGGAGAUGUUGUUAUUAAUGACGCUGUAACCGUACCAGCCCCUCUAGGAACUGUGUUCCAGCUGCUGUUCGGCGAUGAUGUAUCUUACCUGGAAAAAAUUCUUGAAGCCCAAGGCAACUUCGAUAUAUCAAGCAUUCCAAAAUUCAAGAAUGACGUUAGAGAGUAUCAAUUUACCAAGCCUCUGAGUGGCCCAGUGGGCCCGAAGAAAACCAAAUGUUUCAUAGAGGAGAAAAUAGUGUUCAACGAUUUCGAGGACCAAAUAGUCGUCAAACAAACGACAAGGACUCCUGACGUUCCUUCUGGAUCUUCCUUUUCCGUCGAGACUAGGUUUUAUCUGCAUUGGGGCGCAAAUAAUUGCACUCGCAUAUUUGUAGUCUCUAAUGUGAUAUGGACCUCUAAAAGCUGGAUCAAAGGUGCUGUGGAAAAGGGUUCGAUAGAUGGUCAGAAAGCCUCUAUCAGAGUCAUGCAACAAGAGCUUAAAAACAUCAUUGCAAAUGCUGGCAGAGUUAAGAAGACGCCAAAUAAGAAGGCGACCAAAGCGAAGAUAACGAGAGCAAAAGCAUCAAACGAAAAGCCUGGGCCCGAAAGCCCUAAAGGAUUUAAUCCAAAGACUAUUUUCAAUUGGAUAUCGUCUCUAUCGUUGACGUACCAAAUAUUGGGCGUUAUCAUUUUGUUUUUGGGGCUAGUUGCGCUUUUCACACAUUCGACCAAUAGAGAGACCAAUAAUUUCCGUAUCAUAGGGCCUGGGCAGAUUGCCAUUGGAGGCGAGACCUACAAUUACGCACCAACUCUCAAUACCCUAUAUGGUGCCUACGAACAACAGGCUCGCUCUGCUCGUCGCACUUCUCAAGCCCAGAACAUUGUGCUCAACUCCGAGGGUCAGCUGUGGGAGUGGAUACAAGAUCGCGGAACUAUCUUACAGGACAACCGCUCCCAGCACUAUUCGAAAAAGUGGCUGACGACUCACAAACGCCAGGACGUGCAGGAAGCGAUUCGAUUGGCCGAAUCUAAACUCAGAGAGCUAAAGCUGCUUUUGGAAGAUUCAGAAUAA